Messenger RNA from Plodia interpunctella (Indianmeal moth), 1766 nucleotides. RefSeq lists its product as uncharacterized. The record is from RefSeq and is a predicted model, not a curated record. Gene Ontology annotation, cellular component: cytoplasm. Gene Ontology annotation, biological process: carboxylic acid metabolic process. Bases 89 to 1543 code for a protein of 484 amino acids. Gene Ontology annotation, molecular function: carbon-carbon lyase activity; pyridoxal phosphate binding. Lineage: Eukaryota; Metazoa; Arthropoda; Insecta; Lepidoptera; Pyralidae. The transcript has 8 exons.
AACACAACAAUUCAGUUCAACUCCGUACUUUGACUUGUCAACACCGUGCGUAUGUGUGAAUACAAUAUUUAUUGUGCGUGUAUUCGAAAUGGACUCUAACAGUGAUCGUUGGAGCUUUCUGGACAGGAUCCUACAAAUAGUUAAGGAGGAGACAGAACAUGAUCAGCCGUUGAUACAGUUUAGGCAUCCUAGGGAGUUGGAAAAACUAGUGGAUCUGGACAUAACCCAAGGCGUAUCAGACGGAGAGCUGGAGAUAUGUGUAAGGACGGUGCUGCAAUACAGCGUGAAGACAGACAAGCCCACGUUCAGGAACCAGCUGUAUGGGGCCUGCGAUCCUUAUGGGCUGUCCGGCGCGUGGAUCGCUGAGGCCUUCAAUACUAGUCAAUACACGUACGAAGUAGCGCCCGUGUUUACGCUAAUCGAGCUGAAGAUUAUACACCACAUUUUGAAGCUGUUCCGAAUCCCAGAAGGAGACGGGAUAUUCAGCCCUGGAGGCAGCAUGUCCAUAUUGUACGCCCUAGUUGCGGCCAGGUUCAGGGCCUUCCCUGAGGUCAAAAGUAAGGGCAUGAGGGGCCUCCCGGAGAUGGUUAUUUUCACCUCUGAAGAUAGUCAUUACUCAAUAAGAAAAGCAGCUCACUGGCUGGGCUUUGGCACCGAGAGCGUCCACACUAUAAAAGUCAAUCACGAUGGUCAAAUGAUUGUGUCUGAGUUAGAGAAAGCCAUUGAGGAACAGAGGAAGAUGGGCAGAUUUCCAGUGAUGGUGAAUGCUACCGCUGGCACCACGGUGUUGGGGGCGAUUGACGACCUUGGAGCGAUUGCUGAUGUGUGUACGAAAUAUGGGAUAUGGAUGAAUGUUGAUGCGUGCUGGGGUGGGAGUCUGAUGUUGUCACCAAAGCUCAAGAGCAAAUUGAAAUGGGGCCAAAGGCCCGACUCGAUAGCGUGGAAUCCGCACAAGAUGGCGGGCGCUCCGCUGCAGUGUUCAGUUUUUCUCGUCAGACACCGCGGGCUGUUACACAAAGCUAACUCCGCCGCGGCCAACUAUCUCUUCCAGCAAGACAAGUUCUAUGACGUCAACUAUGAUACAGGAGAUAAGAGUAUACAAUGUGGAAGGAAGAUAGAUGCAUUCAAACUGUGGGUGAUGUGGAAGGGUCGCGGCGACGCCGGGCUGGCGCGGCUCGCCGAGCGCACGCUGUCCGCGGCCGAGUUCUGUCUCGACGCCGUCGCGGCGCGGCGCGGCUUCAGGCUGCUCACUGCCGCGCUGCAGUGCCCGAACGUGUGCUUCUGGUACAUCCCCCGCUUUAUGAGAGGGCAGGAGGAGGACGAUCGGUGGUGGGAACUGAUGCAUAAGAUCACCCCCAAAAUAAAGGAACUUCUGACCCUAAGCUCUCGCCUCAUGGUAGCAUAUUCCCCACUACGACACUACAAGAACUUCUUCCGACUGGCCUUCACCUUCCACCCGGUCAUUGACGAGAAACAGGUGGUAGAUAUGUUGGACGCCAUUGAAGAGUGCGGAGAAAAAGUAACUUUGGAAAUGUUACAUUAAAUGUAGUCGCAGUCACUCGCUUACUUUUAUUUUAUCAUUAUGUAUUGUUUUAUAACUACCAUUAUUUAAGUUUGAUAUUAAUAUAGUAUAAUAUUAAUAUAGUAUAUUACGGUGGUAAAAAACUUUAAGAAUGUAUUUCGUGAACCUAUAAAUAGUUACCAAAGUAUUUAAAUUGUGCUUGAUAAAGCCACAUGUUAUAAUUUGGAAUAAAUGUUUACAGAUA